Messenger RNA from Mus pahari (shrew mouse), 1233 nucleotides. RefSeq names its product PHD and RING finger domain-containing protein 1-like. The record is from RefSeq and is a predicted model, not a curated record. Lineage: Eukaryota; Metazoa; Chordata; Mammalia; Rodentia; Muridae.
AUGAGCUCACCUCCUUCUCCUGAGAGUACAGACUCCUCCCCUGAGAGAGACUUCCCACCAAAUCCCAUAUUGCCCCCAGCCAGCCUUCCACAAGACAGUACUUUACCUACCAUCCAAAAGGAGGUGUUACCGAUUCAUAGUGAAGAUAUCUCAAAGCCUGCACCCCAGGCAUUGGCCCCAUCAGACCAGAGUCUGCUCAGGCAAGACACUGUAGAGACCACCACUACAACUCCUAGUGUCCCAGCUGUGGUGCCCAUGACAAAGGACAGACCGGUGUUGAGUGCGAGUUGGUGGGAAGCAGUCAGGCCCAGGGAUGCUGUGGCCCAGGCCUCACUGCUGCGAUCCCGCACCCUGGUGAAGAGAGUCACCUGGAACCUGCAGGAAGCAGAGCGCAGCCCCCCAGCCCUGGACAGAGAUCCAAGGUUGACUACAAGGCAUCCACACUCCCUGUCUGUUGGGUCCUCAGGGACACCACUUCAGAGGCCCCAAGGAGACUGGGAUGCAGAGGACAGGGCCCUCAUAGGAUUUCAGCAGGCACCAUUCUCCGAGUUGCCCCCUCCCAUCCAUGUGCCCCAGGAGUCUGGAUUACCUGAUGCAGAUCCUUCUCAGCCCCCUGGGGGUAUUCUUGCCCAGGUUUACAGCCCCAACAUGCCACCACCCUUGGCUCAGCCCUCAAGCAUCCUGCCCUAUGCACUGGUCAGCCAGCCCUCAGUCCAGUUGAUCCUGCAGGGGACCCUUCCCCUAGCAGGCUGCGGUACAGCACAGAGCCUGGCACCAGUGCCCACAAUGCCAGCUACAGUCUCAGAGCUAGCUGUUCCAACCACCAACAACUCAGAAGAAAGGACCGCUACUCCCAAAACACCUGCUGAGAAGACCAAAAAGGAGGAGUACAUGAAGAAGCUGCACAUGCAAGAACGGGCUGUGGAGGAGGUGAAGCUGGCCAUUAAACCCUUCUACCAGAAGAGAGAAGUGACCAAGGAGGAGUACAAGGACAUACUAGUUUCAGACUUCAGUGAUGAAGGAGCUCUGAAGCUGAACAGUGGCAACAGUUACACAGCAGUGAGCAUCUAUCUAACACCGGGAAGAUCUAGCUGCCACCUCCCCGCCCCAGAAGGCCCACAGAGACCCACAGAGCAGCCCCCGAGGCUGUGCGGGCAAUGCUUCAGUAGAGUUGAGGACCUAGCUGUGUUAGACCCACCAGAGUCCGGUGAGUGCUCCUACUGUGACAAGUGA